GGAGAUGUGCUUGCGUGUGGCCGGCUGCAGGAGAUCAGUGCUCCUCCCUUGCGAAAGCCCCCUGCCCCAUUUGGGAGGAGUAAAACCCACCUGCCCACCCCGCCUUCCUCCCUCGCUACUCCCUGGCCUUCGGCUCCACAAACCCACGGGCUCCCUCCAGGCCUGACCUGCCCUGCCCUCUUGGCAGGAUGCUGCCGUACGGCUGCCUGUCCAUCGGGGACUGCGUGGGGCUCAUCGAAGUGGUGAAGAGUUCCUACACCAUCAUGCAGAUCCAGUGCAAGGGCGGCCUGAAGGGGGCGCUGCAGUUCAACAGCAACGCCUUGCACCACUGGCUGAAGGAGAAGAACAAGGGUGAAGGGUACGACGCGGCCAUCGACCUCUUUACGCGCUCUUGCGCCGGGUAUUCCUGCGUUCCUGCGAGCACAUUUUAGGAUUA
This is a messenger RNA of Notechis scutatus (mainland tiger snake), 436 nucleotides long. The record is from RefSeq and is a predicted model, not a curated record. Lineage: Eukaryota; Metazoa; Chordata; Lepidosauria; Squamata; Elapidae.